Aspergillus pseudotamarii is the source of this 390-nucleotide messenger RNA. RefSeq lists its product as uncharacterized. The record is from RefSeq and is a predicted model, not a curated record. Lineage: Eukaryota; Fungi; Ascomycota; Eurotiomycetes; Eurotiales; Aspergillaceae. Bases 1 to 390 code for a protein of 129 amino acids. The transcript has 4 exons.
AUGUCGGACGCGGAUCAGGGUUGGAAACCUAACGGUCGUCCUCAGUCGACCAUGGCACAGGCUUUCUCCAGUACGCUAGAUAGUCUCUUCGCGUUGGACUCGGAUGUCCACAACCUUGAGCAGACUGUUGAUGAGAGGAAAUUUCAAAUGAUGAUUCAAAACCGAGAACUGGAAGAACUUCAGGCGAAAAUUCGCGCGACCGAAGAACGCUUGAAAGCACGAAAAUCCGUGAUCUUGGAUGGAAGCGGCCCCAGGAGCAAUGGAGCGCAGAGCGACGGCGGAUAUCAGUCGACAGAAUCCGCGUCAUCGGCGACAUCUCCAACGGACACGACAGGCCACUACUCCAGCGGGGAUGAACAGCGGCAGCACGGUCAGACACGCAAUUCAUGA